CUUUGAACACUUCUUUAUGAUUCCUAUCAUCUGUUGAUUGAUUUUUUUAAAUUUAUUUUUGGUUGGAUUUUGAGUCUUCGUGUUCUAUUUGAAUUUCUUGUCAGCUGUCACCUUCUUCUUGAGGGGCACGAAUAUUAAUUCUCUGGAACCUUUUUUCUAUCCCAAUUGUUUGGUUGGCCUUAUGGUUGUCUAGUUUUCAUGGUAUUCUGGGAUGGAAGCAGGUUGGCUAAAGAUCGUUUAUGUAGUGUUUGCUUUCUGUUCUGCUCUCUUUCUUGGUGCUCUCAAAGGUUUGCUUGUUGGACCUGUCGCUGGUUUGAUACUGAUAAUAGGGAAUGUGGGGGUCAUCCUGGGACUGUUACCUGCACAUGUAGCCUGGACUGUAUACACAAUCAUAAGAGUCGGUAAUUGCAGGACUAAUAGAUUUGAUGCACCCCUUAGAGUUGCUAUAUUGAUUGCUUUGCCUGCGUUAUUUGGUAUAUGGUUGGCUUUAAGCAUAGCCGGAAGUGUUAUUAUUGGAGUUUGCUACGGCUUCUUCACUCCCUGGGUUUCAUCUUUUGAAGCCUUUAGACAUGAGAAUGAGUCCAAGAGAUUCUUUCAUUGUGUAGUGGAUGGAACAUGGGAAACUGUGAAAGGAAGUAGCACUGCAGUUAGAGAUUUUGCAGAUUUAUGCUUUCAUUCAUAUCUGCUCUACUUGAAGGAAUUACGUGAAUCCCCUGUUUCCAAUGAGCUCCGAACUCUGCGGACUAGUGAUCAGUUUGCCUCAAACAAUAUAUAUACCCUUUUGUUUUUGAAUCUGUCUUGCAGGUUCAUUCAUGUGCCAGGACUUAUCAUUGUUGGAUUGCUGGGACUAAUUGUGGAUAUUCCCUUUUACACUAUAAUUGCUGUAGUUAAGAGUCCAUACUUGUUAUUUAAGGGAUGGUUUCGACUGACGCAUGAUCUAAUUAGCAGAGAAGGACCAUUUCUUGAAACAGUUUGCAUCCCCAUUGCUGGUUUAACAAUCCUUUUCUGGCCAAUUGUUGUCAUUGGGAGCAUAUUAGCUGCUAUUUUUUCAAGUUUCUUCAUCGGAUUGUAUGGAUCAGUCAUUGUGUAUCAGGAAAGAUCUUUCCGGAGAGGUGUUGCAUAUGUGAUUGCAAUGGUUGCUGAAUUUGAUGAGUACACAAAUGACUGGCUCUAUCUCAGAGAGGGGACAAUCUUCCCAAAUUCAAAUUGCAUUUUUUUCACAGCCAGGCCCCGUUAUCGAAAGAAAAGUGGUUCUGAAUCUGACUAUUCUGUUGGAGUACUGGGUCGCAGAUUCAAUUCUACUUCUGGCGAAGCACCUGCAAUGCUCAUGCCAAGCUUAGUUCAUUCGAUAUCAGUUAGAGAGGCAAUACAUGAAGUGAAAAUGGUUCAGAUAUGGACGAAUAUGAUGAAAUUAUGUGAAAUAAGGGGCAAGGAACUAUUGGAUGCUGAUGUAAUAACUCCAGUAGACAUUUGUGAAUGGUUAAAGGCAAAGAGCGGUAAUGAAGCAGCAAUUAUUGGUGUCGGCUUACCGUGUUAUUGUUUCUUGCAGACUCUCCUCAACUCUAUCAGAUCAGGUUCUAAUGGCUUGUUAGUGCUUGAUGAUGUUGAAAUAAACCAUCUGAAUAGGCCAAAAGACAAACUGUUUGAUUGGUUCUUUAACCCAAUAAUGGUCCUGAAGGAACAAAUCAGGGUCAUAAAACUGGGAGACAAUGAAGUUAGGCUGCUGGAAAAAUUGGUUCUUUUUGGCAGCAAUACAGAACGGAUGGAUGCCUGGGACAAUGGUAGUUCAAUCCCUCAAGAUUCUCUCAGAGCUGCUCAAAUUGAGGGCAUAAGUAGAAGGAUGGUUGGAAUGGCGAGAAGUGCAUCAAAAUUGCCAACUUACAGAAGGAGAUUUCGCCAAGUUGUGAAGGAUUUGAUGGCAUAUGCUUCGGAGAAACAGGAUAUAGCUAGAUGUAAUUCCUUGGCAUCAACCUCUAAGUCUGAAGAAGUGUAGAAGUCAUUUACACUACAAAGAAAAAGAAGCUUUAGCUUUUUUUAUGUAAAAGUAUGGCUUUCUAUGAAUUUAAAAAAUUUUAUAUUGUAUUAAAACAAACUUUUUCAAAUAAUGUAUGUAUAAUUUAUAUUGACGUAAAAUCGAGAAGCUGUACUUUAAAAGAUUAAGGUUCCGUUUGGUGUGAGAAAAUGUUUUUUGUUUUGU
Durio zibethinus is the source of this 2197-nucleotide messenger RNA. RefSeq names its product putative membrane protein At3g27390. NCBI's taxonomy places the organism in Eukaryota, Viridiplantae, Streptophyta, Magnoliopsida, Malvales, Malvaceae. The record is from RefSeq and is a predicted model, not a curated record.